Messenger RNA from Fulvia fulva, 1947 nucleotides. RefSeq lists its product as uncharacterized. Lineage: Eukaryota; Fungi; Ascomycota; Dothideomycetes; Mycosphaerellales; Mycosphaerellaceae. The record is from RefSeq and is a predicted model, not a curated record. The transcript has a single exon. The coding region runs from base 1 to 1947 and encodes 648 amino acids.
AUGCCUCAGGUUCAGGACAACACCGAAGGCAGGGCCGCCUAUCUCGAAGACUACGACAGCGACGAGAGCCGCGUCGUCGAGGGCACCGUCGUCACAGCCUCGGCUCUUGCGACACAGAGACCGCAACCUCAGCAGCGCUCAUCAUCAUCGCGCCAAAGGCCUCCGGAACGAUCGCAUCGGAGGGAUGCGACCAUCGAUUCGGGACAUGUGCCUCACGCCAGCACACAGAUUGCAACCACCUCCCGUACCCCUGUUGCUGGCAUCUCAUCCGCCCAACCUCCUCACGUGCGGCGUCUGUCAACUGUCAGUCCAACAAAGUCGAAGCCAGUCAUCCAUCGAGUAGACAGUGCUCGUUCUGCUGCAUCAGCACAGCAACAAAGCCAUUCCAAUUGCACAGACAAAUACUGUCGCGACCCUGGUUGUUCCUCGAAGCCGAACCUUGAACGCCGGUACACUUCAUCGUCACAGCAACAGCGCCCAAAGUCAACGCAACCACAGGCGACAUCGCAAUAUCCACCGCCAGAGCCUCAGUAUCACUAUCAAGCCGCACCGAUGGCAACGACCACUACCAUGAUGAUGCCUCCGCCUCCGAGGCCCCAACCCGAUGGUAGACCCAGACAGGCACGACCUGUAAGCAUCCAUGCUGGCUAUCCGCCUCCGGCAUCGUCUGCAUACUACUAUCAAAACUACCAACCAGCUUCGGGCUACUACGGAACCACACCACCAACCCAGACGCCGAUCAGCUAUAUGCCACAAUCACCAUCGAUGCUACCUCAAAGCUCACCAAUUGCCACUGGCACCUACCCUGGAUAUCCUGGCUACGCGGGACCUUCGACUUACUCCACGCGGCAGCCAAAUCCUGCAGUUCCUGGUCUGGAGUAUCCCAAAGUGGCCCCACUCCCAUCUCUACAGCCUGGUUUGAGCCGUACAUUCUCGGCACGCGUACCAAAUGUUAUGCCCGAGCCUGAGUCGACAGAGACAGAAUCUGAUUCAGAAUCAAAUGAAUCUGAGGUAUCGGAAACCGAAGAAGAGUAUCGACGGCGAAUUAGGUCUGAUCGCCGGAGAUCUCGUGCGCAGGAAGAAAUGGUUGCUGUUGUGCCGGCUCGGCGACCUUCGGUAAGAGACAGCAAGAAGUAUCGUACAGACACUGCGGUACCUACGAGGACCAGACGCGAAUCCCUGCGCAUAGAAGACGCACCACGACGGUCAGAUACGGCUUUGGAUUAUCUUUCAUCUGACAGGAACGACUCCGACCGUACGGCUCGGGCCACAGUCUCCGAGCGCCGCAGUACAACUUCAUCUGCCCGCGGCAGCCGUCGACCAUCUGUAUCGACGACAGCUUCUUCUGGUCGGACCAAAGCUACGUCAUUAUCGAGCGGAUCCGGCGAUUAUCACAAAGUCAUCAUCGAAGAUCCCUCCGGUCGCCGACGGACAGCGUACCUUUCGAAAGACCAACAAUCUGACAUCAUCCGUCGCAUGGAGCAAGCGAAAGUCAACGAGCGAUGGGAUGAACAGCGCCUGACCGAGGAGAAAGUUGCAGCAUACCAACGUAACAUCAGCGGCGAGCCAUAUGAGCUCAGCGCCCACAAUUUGAAAGACGCCAACCGCAAGAGCGGCAGCCAUAGCAACAGCCACGUAUCUCGCCGCAGCAAGAGGAGCAGCGACUCUGGCUCCAAGAUGUCGAAGUCGGACGGCAUCGUCAUCCAGACAGGUGGCACCGUACUUCAUAUACAUGGCGAUUCCAGUGUCCAGGUCCGUCCCGGAGAAGAUGGUGGUUCCGCUCAGAUCACCAUUGGCAGUGUCUCUGGGCGCGACAGUGGCUACCACGGCAGCAAAAGCUCCAGCAGCCGCAUCGGCCGAUCUCGUGGCGGGAGUGAGUUCAGCAGGCGUGAGAAGAUUCGCGAGGAAGUUGAAUACGACUCUGCCGGUUAUGAAAUUGCACGCUAG